GAAGAUCUGAUUAAACUUUUCCCAAUUUUUAUUUUCCUGCUUGUGAUGGCUCCUGAAGAGAGCUCUAGGAGCUCACCUUUCAGUGAUGUCCCUGAGGAGGAUAUUCCUGAGAUCGCUGAGAAUCCAAAAGAGGAGCAGCAACCAGCUGGUGAUGAGGCUACAACAGACAUGGUGAAGGUGAUCAGAGGUGACAAAUUCACAUCCGCCACUAUCAGAGGGAUAAAGUGGCUGCUAUGGUGGUCGUACUGCAAAAGUGUUGGAGAUCAGAUAUCUGCCUGA
Molecule: messenger RNA, 279 nt
Organism: Ilex paraguariensis (yerba mate)
Lineage: Eukaryota; Viridiplantae; Streptophyta; Magnoliopsida; Aquifoliales; Aquifoliaceae
Source: the annotation of a GenBank genome assembly